GUGCCGAUGUGUGGGAGCGCGCGGUAGUGUGCUCAGUGCCUGUACAUUUCCUAGUUGUUCCCCCGAUGGCCCGCUUGCAACAUCUAUGUGAGCGGGUCCUUAGAUUCGGCGCGCAAGUUCGAAAUUUAAAAAAUAUAUAUAUUUUCAUCUGUGACGUGUUGUGAACAGUGUUGUGCAGAGUUUUUUAUAUUUGGAAUGAAAGAAGAUUUUUUUUCUGUAUUUGCCAAUUGAAAUAUUAACAGUAUACGGGAGCAAGUGAAAUAAAAAAAAUACAAUAAAUCAAAAAGUGCCUUAGUAGAAUGUUUAUUUAAGACGGAAAGAAGAAUAAAAACAAAGACCACGGCGACAAAAUGCCAAAAAACUUGUUACUUUUCAAAAAGUUAAUACCAGAAAUAAACUUCGCGAAAAGAAAUCUUACAUCGCCGCUCGGCCGGAACAUAUACAUCAGUUAAAUAGUGGUGCUUAAAUCAACCAAGUUGAAAAACAAAUAAAAAAAAAAACAAAAAUAAGACAGAGUGCCAUAAAGUUUUUCUCCAAGAAAAAAUCUUAUGGUGUGACAAGUUGCCUUAGCCGACAAAGUUGGAAAUUAAAAAAAAAAAAUAGGAACACCAAAAAUCAGUGAUACUAGUUAAGCCGCAAUGCGAAUACGAUUCGUGCGUCUUCUCAAUCAUUGGUCGAAGGUCACUUAAAAAGUUAAAUUUUGAAAAAAGAAUAAUGAUGAAUAACAGUCAAUUCCACGAGUUGUUCGGCUCUCAGUGGCCUCCGGACCAGCAUGGAGGUCACUCGUCGGCAUCGACGAUGCUGCACCAGGGACAGGGUUUGCCCCAGGGUAUGCAAUUGAAGAGAGAGCCGCACACUGAGGUCCAGGGCGUGAUGCAUAACCAGAUGGGUAUGGACAUAACAUCAGGAUCUGUGGCCGAUAGCACCUCACCCCCUCCAGGGAAUAGCGAGGGGAUGUUUGGUUCCUCUAUAUCAGGGAUGUUCAUGGACAAGAAAGCUGCCAACUCGAUCAGAGGUAAAUCGCAAAUCGAGAUAAUACCCUGCAAAGUCUGCGGGGACAAGUCAUCAGGGGUUCACUACGGCGUCAUCACUUGUGAAGGGUGUAAGGGAUUCUUCAGACGCUCCCAGAGUACAGUGGUGAACUACCAAUGUCCGAGGAACAAGGCCUGUGUUGUGGACCGUGUUAACCGGAAUAGAUGUCAGUAUUGCCGGCUACAGAAGUGUCUCAAAUUGGGGAUGAGCCGUGAUGCCGUGAAGUUCGGGCGUAUGUCGAAGAAACAACGCGAGAAAGUCGAGGAUGAAGUCAGAUAUUUCCAGGAGAAGAUGCGUUCACAGGCUGAUGCUGCACCGGAUUCAGUUUACGACACACAGCAACAGACGCCCAGCUCCAGCGAUCAGUAUCAUGGACAUUACAGUAGCUACCCAGGCUACGGCUCCCCACUCUCCUCAUACGGGUACAACAACCCGCCGCUCAACUCCAACAUGAACAUUCAAGCCCAACCUCCCCAGUACGACGUGUCAGCCGACUACGUCGACUCAACGACCGCUUACGAACCGAAGCAGAGUGGUGGGUUCCUUGAUACUGACUUUAUCGGACACGACGAUCAACAAAAGAGCAUCAGAGCGACCACAUCAACAGCGACAGCGACAACAUCAACAACAACAAUGCGACAAUCAACAAUAAACGAUAUAAACCGGACUAGAAUAGAGUUCGACAGAUACGAUGAGAGAAUCCAAUCACCAGCUUCCAUAUCGAGUGGCGUUAUCAGUAUAAAGCAGGAAAUCAAGCCGGAGACAUCCAUGGGGGUUGAUAAUUUAGUAGCCAGCUAUGUGGACUCUACAACAUUCCUGAAUAGCCCAACAAAUAUAAACAGCCCGAUGGACAUACAGAACACGGUUCUCGUUAGUGGUCAGAGUUCAGUCUCAUUGACUAGUGAGGAGUUGAGCCCGGAUGAUUUGACGUCUAGUAGUGGUCAUGGGAGGUUGAUGGACCCGUUGAAUAUGAACAUGUCUGGGAUGGGUAUGGUGAACCCAAACGCUGUGUCCAACAGACGACAUCAGGGUUCGAGCAGUUCAAACGAUGAUUUGCCGUCUGAAGGAGAUAUCAGCAAAGUUUUGGUUAAGAGUCUGGCUGAAGCUCACACAAAUACGAAUCCUAAGCUAGAAUACAUUCAUGAGAUGUUCCGGAAACCACCAGAUGUGCCCAAGCUACUGUUCUACAAUUCAAUGACAUACGAGGAGAUGUGGUUGGACUGCGCGGACAAGCUGACAGCUAUGAUACAGAACAUCAUAGAGUUCGCAAAACUCAUCCCCGGCUUCAUGAAACUGAGCCAAGACGAUCAAAUCCUGUUACUUAAAUCGGGUUCAUUCGAGCUGGCCAUAGUUCGCUUGUCACGGCUGAUUGAUGUGAAUCGCGACCAAGUGCUGUAUGGUGACGUCGUGCUGCCUAUUCGAGAGUGUGUACACGCACGUGACCCUCGUGAUAUGAACUUGGUGUCAGGAAUCUUCGACGCCGCUAAGACAAUUGCACGGCUCAAGCUCACCGAGACGGAGCUUGCCCUGUAUCAGAGUCUCGUGUUGUUGUGGCCAGAACGGCACGGCGUACGCGGUAACCCGGAGAUUCAGUGCUUGUUUAAUAUGUCAAUGGCCGCGAUGCGCCACGAGAUUGAGACGAACCACGCACCUUUGAAGGGAGACGUUACAGUACUAGACACUCUUCUCACUAAGAUACCCACCUUCAGAGAACUGUCGUUGCUGCAUUUGGAGGCGCUCUGCCGUUUCAAGGCGGCUCAUCCACAUCACGUAUUCCCAGCUCUGUACAAAGAAUUAUUUUCUUUAGACAGCGUUUUAGAUUACACACACGGAUAAAAGAGUAUUUAUAUAUAUUUAUCGAGGGUAUCUCCUUUGAGUUGCGACUAGAUCUCAUUUUUGCCUAUGAAAACGGGACGUUGGCAGCAGUGAGGCCGUGUGACUUCUAAAGACUUGACAGCUGAGUUUCAUUUAUUUCCACCUCCCCCCCCCGUCACUAUCGCUGGAGGCGUCUGUUCACCGUUUGUUAACCUAUUUAUAAUUGUAUGUAUGUACUUUGAGACUGUUAUAAUGAUAUUUAUGUAUUAGUACGUACGUACAAUAUUAAUAUUUAAAUGUUUAUUUAAUUCGAGUCGUAAGUACGGAUGGGCGUCUUCAGUUCUACAUUUACUGUCAGAACGCUUGGCGAGAUAUAUUGGUUAACUUUACAUAUAAAUGUAGAGUAAAGGAAAUACUUGAAACCGAGUACGUCGUAUAUGUAAUUACAUAAUAAUAUAUUUUUACAUAUUAUUAUGUAUUACAUGAAUGACAUUACAUAUAAUUAUCAUAAAUUGUAUUCUAAUAUUGACGAUGAAAUAAUAAUGAUUAUUAUAUAAAUAUAUAAUAAUAGAAAUAGAGUUUUUAUUAAGAAUUAAAUAAAAAAGUUAAAUGGUUUAGCGUGACCACACAACAGUUUGUUUUAAGCGAAACAUUUAAUUAAAAUAGGUCUUUUUUAUAAUUAUUUUAACAGUUUUUUUUAAUGAGAAUUGUAACUUGUUAUUUAUUUCAAAUGAUUAUAACUAUUGAUGUUUUUUUUUUUUUCGAUGUAGUAUAUCUAUUAUGUUGUAAUAUAGGAAUACAUGAUACUGCCCAAUUUUUUUGUAAUUUUUUCGUUAGCUUUUUUAAUAAACAAAUUAGUCGAACAGAAUUUGAAUAUGUAAUUUAAAGUAAUGAUAAGUUGCAUCGUAACGUAAAUAUUUGUUGAACAAAAAUCACGAAUGAGAUAUAUUACAUUAUGUAAUGUAAUUUAAUGAUCAAAUCUUAUUAUUACAAAGUCAAUUUUUAUUUUAUAAUUAUACACAUUUUAUAAUAAUUGCUUUUCUGAACUUUUUUUUUUAUAUUCGAACUUUUUAUUUAUAUUGUACUAACUCGUUCUAAAUUUGAAAUGCGCAAUUUUAUUUUUUACAUAUCAAUACGUAAUAAUGAGAUUUGAUUGAGUGAGUAAAAUAAAAAAAAAUUCAAUACAUUUUGAACUAUUUACAAUAGCAGGCAAUUUAAUUUUUUCUGUAGUUAAAAUUUUGAUCUCAAUUUGUUUUUUGCACUACGCUUGGGUGCCAUUUUGGUAUUUUGCAAUUAUUUUGCAUAAUAAAACGCAUAAUAUAAGGUAUAAAGUACAUUUUUUCAUACGUAAUAUAUAUAUGUUUUGCUAGUUUUUUUUUUUAUUAUUAUUUAAAUUGCCUGCUACGUUACUUAGAAUUAUUAAUAAACAUCAACUUUUUCUAACAAUAUGCUAAGUUUCAUCAAAUAGCCUUUAUUAUAGACUGGAUUAUAUUAAUGUUAAAACUUAUAAAUCUUAACUUGUAUUUUGUAAAUAGCUAUUAAUCGUAUGUAUUUUAUAUUAAAUAAGGUUCGGUGGGUUAUUUUUAAUUUUACAUUCUAUUAAAAAUUAAAAAAAAAAACAAUUUUUCCACAAUUGAUUUGAAGAAGACAAGUUCUUGAGGAUUCAUGUGAAAAACAUUGUUUUUAUAUUUCUAUAUAUUAUAUAUUUUUUGUUAAAUAAAGCAAUCUGUUAUUGUCUAUUGUUUUUGUUUUAUUUUUUUUUUAUUAACUUUUAUUUCCAUUUUUGUAUAGUUUUUUUUUUAUUUUUUUUUAUUUUAUCUAUGUAUAUAUAUUUUUUAAUAUAUCACACAUACUUUCCGUUUAAAGAUAAUAAUAAAAUAGUAUUAAUCAUGCAUAAAUAGUGAGAGGAUAUAGUGCAUAAAAAAUAUACGGGUGGUUCAUAUUUUAUGUUGAAAAUAUAUAUAUAUAUUAUAUAAAUAAUUGUCUUCAGAAUUCUUGUGGUUCCUUUUGAAAGCUGUUGACGAAAAUUAUCACACAUUUGUACCGACAAAUAUAAAAGAAAAUGUUAUAAAAAAUACGUAUUUUAAUUUUAAUAUAAUAUUAAAGCACAUUAGAUGAUUUUAGUGUAAAUUAUAUGAUUUCGCAAAAACUAUUUCGUGUUGUUGAAAACGAAAUUCUUUCUUUUUUUUUUUGUUGAUUUUUGUACUUUAAUCAUUUUUGCAUAUCAGGGAGAGUAAUGUUAUUUAAUCGAAAUUUCUCUUUGUACAAAGCACGACAAAGUUUUAAGCACUAAGACUGAAAAAUCGGUAAAAACCGCUUUUGCCUAAACGUAAAGUUAUAACCGUCUAAUUUUAAGCCUGCUACAAAUUUGUGAUCCUGUAAAAAAAAAAAAAACUGUACAUGGUUUCAACUGUAAUUUUUUUUCUGUAUUGAAUUGGAUGCUUAGACUUCUUGUAUUGGUUAACAUUGAAAGUCUUUAGACUGACGAAUUAAAUUAUUCGACAUCACAUUUGUGAGCAGGCCAGACCUCGAAUUUAUUUUGAAAUUUCAAUAAACAAAAAUGCCUCUAGAAAAAAAAGUAUAAGAAGAACAAAUAUUAUUAAAUAAUCGUGUCCAUUCUAUACUUCUUAAAUUUUAGACUUGUGAUUGGUGCAGAAAUGGGUAAGGGAUGAGGGGUUGCCUUCGCAUACGGAAGGACUUUCUUGAUAGUGUUAGAAUUAACGCUCUUGUGCAUUGAAGAUUUUUUUUAACGAAGCUAACAUCUUUUGUGAUUGGAAAAAAUGAAUUUAUUAAUAAAAAAAUAUCGUUUAAAAAAAAUCUCCACUGUGACUGCGACUUAGGCUAAAGUUUUAAUUGCUGGGUAGUUGAGUAGGUAUUUCUAAAAUUUUUGUACUAUGUUUUUGCUAAAUUUUCACUGAAACAAUAAAAUAGAUUUGGACACAUGAUAGAGAAUAAAUGUUUUGGAAUAAAGGCAAGGUUUAUGUAAGCGGUGUUUAUGUUUGUAUUGUUUUGUGUACGAAUCAUUUUCAUGUGUUUAAUUAUUUCAACAAUAAUUAUUUAAGGAGCUUCUAUUAUAUACAUAGAGAACCUUUUAGGUAUCUCAAUUAUGAAUAGAAAAAUAAAGAAAUUUUUUACAUCUUGUUUUCGAUAAGAUAAUUAUUUUAUAUUAUGAAAAAAAUAUUCAUUUGUUAAAUAUUGAAUAUUUUUACACAUUACUGAACAUAUUAAAAGAGUAACAAAAUAUUAAAAAAAAUAAAUCAUAUUAUAUCUAUGUAAAGAAAUACAGAUUAUAUAAUAUUUUGUACGCACACGUUGACCGGAGACCGGAUAUCGAUCACCCCUAAUUUUAUUACGUUGUUAAAAAAAAGUUUUCCAUAAAAAAGUUUUGUUAUAAAAAAAGUAUUUAUAAUAAUAAUAUAAAACAGCUGUCUAUCGGUCAACGUGUGCUUACUUUAGCUUUGUUGAUUUAUGAACAAACAAACAUUGUACCUUAGUAGAUGGAGCUGGGAGACGAGAACCAAUAGGAAUAAAAGUUAUUGUUUUUUAUUAUUACCCUCGAAUCACUUGCAA
Messenger RNA from Vanessa tameamea, 6417 nucleotides. RefSeq names its product probable nuclear hormone receptor HR3 (gene Hr3). Gene Ontology annotation, biological process: regulation of transcription by RNA polymerase II. Lineage: Eukaryota; Metazoa; Arthropoda; Insecta; Lepidoptera; Nymphalidae. The transcript is spliced from 13 exons. Gene Ontology annotation, cellular component: nucleus. Bases 715 to 2868 code for a protein of 717 amino acids. The record is from RefSeq and is a predicted model, not a curated record. Gene Ontology annotation, molecular function: zinc ion binding; RNA polymerase II cis-regulatory region sequence-specific DNA binding; nuclear receptor activity.